AUGGAGGAUGCGUUGGAGGAAGGGAAGAGAUUUGAUGGAGUGCAGAUAUUUCCUGUGGAGGGUGAUUUGUUCAGGAGAGCCUCUGCUGCACCAACUAGCGGAGGAAGUGUGGUGUUUUGUAUGGAGGAGUUGUUGAGGAGGGAUAGUAAAUUGUGUAUGAUUACUAGGGGGAGGUAUGGGCAGGGGAGAGGGAAAGAGGGGGAAGGAAAUGGGCGAGGGAAUGAGUUGAGGGGAAAGGCGUAUUUGGUUGCGGGGGUUAUUCCUGGUGAGCUUUUCCAUGAGUUUGAAUUUUUCGGAUUGGCAUCGGCAAAGAAAGUGGAAGGCGAGAUGAAGGAGGAUGACAUGGAUGGUGGUACACAUAAUUAUCCACGAACAUCUCCCAUUACUGCCACGACAAACACAAAUAACGUAUCCAAAACCAGGAACGAAAAGAACGACAUCAACAUAGUGGAAAAAACCGGGAGAAUACCCUCGUCACCUCCAUCUUUCAUCUUUAACAAUAUUCAGGAAGAUCCUAAUUCUUUCGACCACAAAACUUUCGAGCGAGCACAAGAAGAUCCAUUUAUUAAGCUACAUAGUGGUUCCAUGGGAAACGAAACUUCAACACCAAGUGACAAAACAAGUGAAAGAGAUCUGCUUGGUUGGAACCUGAAUGUUCGACACUCGAACGAGACAAAAAGAGAUAUUCGGGAGCUUCGUCGAGAACACAGGAAUAGCAAAGUGAUGAAAAUGGAAGAAAUCUCUGAAGAUACAAUAGUAGUAGAUGCCCAAACAACACAGCCAACCUCUUCGCAACAAUCAUCACCAGCGAAAACGUCUAGCAAAAUCCCUCGGAGACAGGAUUCAAGAAACUAUAUCCGAAAAAUUAAUUCUAGAGCAAGAAUUACCAGAGCGGGGACUUUUGGUUCGAGGUCAUCGCAAGGAGAUUUAUCGAAAGAUUCAAGACUAUCGUCGCAAGCUAGAUCAUUUCAGGAUUUUGCUAUGAGCUCUGAAAAAUCUGGUGUUGACAGCAGCCAAAAUUUCAAUACAGCUACAGCUGCAUCUCGUGAUGGAUAUAGUUCUGAAGGUAGUCUGAGCGCUGGCUCUGAUAUCCCCGCCGUGGCUACAAAAAAGCGAGUUGUACCACGUCCUAAUUUCGAUGGUGAAAACUCGAGUGUGAUUCCUUCGAACAUACGCCCAGCUAAGUUUCGAAAGUCUUCGGUUCAAAGCAAAGGAGAUUUUGGGUCGACUCUCAAUCUUAUUUGGCGUUUUUUGAUGGUUGUAGAUGAUGAAGAUAUGGAGUGGAUUCCGGAAGAAGAUGGGGAAGCCGCAAAUCAUGGGCAUAUGAAACCGAUUCCUGCAGCGAAUAAGAUUCCGAUGGAUGACUCGAAGAGCAGACGACCUAUCCGAAAUCGAACAUCGAGAAACUAUGAUGAUUCCCAGAAAAUUGCAAAAGGAAGUUCUUCGAACAAUAAAAGUCAGGAGGCUAUUAAUAUGGUUCCCGAAGAAUGGCAGCUCAUCGAAAAAGAACCAUUAGCCAGGGUAGACACAAUGCCUCCUAAAAGAAAGGCUGUGGACAAAGGAACUCAUGGUAAUGAUAAAAUCAAUCCUCGCGAGUCCAAUCCGCAUUUAAGAAGCACGGAACCACAUCAUCCUCUCUACGAUGAAUACUCUACGAUGGGAUGCCAAUCCAUUCAACCCAAGUCCGACCCCAAACUCAAACUCAAACGGAAGCCUAUACCAGAACUGGAAAAUGGAGAGAAGGUAUGGGAUUACAAAGGCGUCAUCGCAUUCGGAACGCGCAAACAUGCCGAUGCAUGGAGACAAUGUUAUCUCAUCGAAUGGAAAGACCCAUGGGCACCCACCUGGCAACUGAAAAGUGAAGCAGAUAAAUCAUUGAGAGAUGAUUGGCAGAAGAAAAAAGAGGUUUGGGAUAUGCAAUCGAAGACUAAGGAUGGAAAGAAAUUGGCGAAAGAGAAGAAGGCAGAGAAGAUAUUGUUUGAGGAUGGUGAUUUUUAUUUGGUUGAUUAUACGACUGAUUUGAAACCAGAGUGGGUGAAGAAGGCGGAUGUGGAUGAGGAGUUGACGAGGGAGUUCAUACAAAGGAAGAGUAAGUGGAGAUAUGAGGAUAAUGGAUCGCAAUUGGAAGAUGCGGAGAUAGGGGAUGAGGAGGAAGAAAAAGAGGAAGGAGAAGAAGAAGAGGAAGCAGAGGAAGAAGUGGAGGAAGUGGAGGAGGAGUAG
Molecule: messenger RNA, 2220 nt
Organism: Sclerotinia sclerotiorum 1980 UF-70
Lineage: Eukaryota; Fungi; Ascomycota; Leotiomycetes; Helotiales; Sclerotiniaceae
Exons: 3
Coding region: 1-2220 (739 amino acids)
Source: RefSeq, a predicted model, not a curated record